Bombyx mandarina (wild silkworm) is the source of this 2199-nucleotide messenger RNA. RefSeq names its product V-type proton ATPase subunit Vha44 (gene Vha44). NCBI's taxonomy places the organism in Eukaryota, Metazoa, Arthropoda, Insecta, Lepidoptera, Bombycidae. Gene Ontology annotation, cellular component: lysosomal membrane; vacuolar proton-transporting V-type ATPase, V1 domain. Gene Ontology annotation, molecular function: proton-transporting ATPase activity, rotational mechanism. The record is from RefSeq and is a predicted model, not a curated record. Gene Ontology annotation, biological process: proton transmembrane transport.
AAGUUGUAGGUGGCAGCACAGCGUCACGUGAAUUUUCAUGGCGUUGAAGGGCUAGUCCCGAAUUGUCUUGUGGUUUCGCCAAAAUUAUUUGCUGUUUCAGAUAAUUUAUUAUAAACAGCAUUAAUUUUUAAAUUCUAGUGGUGAAAAUGACUGAAUACUGGGUGAUCAGUGCCCCUGGCGACAAGACCUGUCAGCAGACUUGGGAUACCCUGAACAAUGCCACCAAAUCAGGCAACCUCAGUGUCAACUAUAAAUUCCCUAUUCCUGACCUUAAGGUGGGAACUUUGGAUCAGUUGGUGGGGCUGUCAGAUGAUCUGGGCAAGCUUGAUACUUUCGUCGAAGGUGUGACCAGGAAGGUAGCCCAGUACCUUGGAGAGGUACUUGAAGAUCAGCGCGAUAAGCUCCAUGAAAACUUGAUGGCCAAUAACAGCAUGGAUUCAUACGGGGACCCGGGCGGGGGCGAGCCGCCUCCGACGCCCACCUCGCCGGUCUGCGACUCGGCCUACUCUGAGCACCACGGGUGUUGGCCUUGCGAACACCGCGAGCAUUCAGAAUGCGAGGCGUCACAUCCGUCGCAUUCCCAGCCCUCGAGCGGCCGGAGCUCGCCACGUUGGGACGAUGACGAAGACGAGGAGAGACCCCACCACGUCCUCUCACAAGGUGACCUCCCCACUUAUUUGACUCGCUUCCAAUGGGACAUGGCUAAGUACCCCAUAAAGCAGAGUCUGCGGAAUAUUGCCGACAUCAUAAGCAAACAGGUAGGACAGAUCGACGCGGAUCUGAAGGUCAAGUCCUCCGCCUACAACGCUCUCAAAGGAAACCUACACAAUUUAGAGAAGAAACAGACCGGGAGCUUGUUGACCCGCAACUUGGCCGAUCUAGUCAAGAAGGAGCACUUCAUCUUGGACAGCGAGUACCUGACCACACUCCUGGUCAUCGUGCCCAAGUCAAUGUUCAACGAUUGGAAUGCCAACUACGAGAAGAUAACGGACAUGAUCGUGCCGCGCUCCACCCAGCUCGUCCACCAGGACAACGACUACGGACUCUUCACCGUCACCCUCUUCAAGAAGGUGGCGGACGAGUUCAAGCUGCACGCUCGCGAGCGCAAGUUCGUGGUUCGCGAGUUCGCUUACAACGAGGCCGACCUGCUCGCCGGCAAGAACGAGAUCACCAAGCUCGUCACCGACAAGAAGAAGCAGUUUGGACCGCUGGUGCGAUGGUUGAAGGUGAACUUCUCCGAGUGCUUCUGCGCUUGGAUCCACGUUAAAGCUCUGCGUGUGUUCGUCGAAUCCGUUUUGAGAUACGGUCUGCCGGUGAACUUCCAGGCCGUGGUGAUGGUCCCGGCGCGCAAGAGCAUGAAGAAGCUGCGCGACCUCCUCAACCAGCUCUACGCGCACCUCGACCACUCCGCGCACGCGCACUCCGCCGCCGCGCCGGACAGCGUGGAGCUAGCCGGCCUAGGUUUCGGUCAAUCGGAAUAUUUCCCGUAUGUUUUCUAUAAGAUCAACAUCGACAUGAUCGAGAAAUCGUCGGCCUAAAUAGAAUGAAUGCGUCUUUUAAGCUAGGUAAUGUUACCAUCACCAACCGGCUUUAUUACAUGAUCGAAAUUUAAAAAAAUAUAUCGGUCAGAACAAUAAUCGCCAUUGUACUGUACAAUUCAGUUGUUUAACACAGGAACCCUUUGCCUUGUUUGUAAAUUGUUUUUUUUUCUAUGUACAGUUUUUAAUGUAGUUUUUAUUUUGACAAUAUUCUAUAAUUUUGAAAAAGAAAUCAUGUAGUUUGUCUGUUUUUGUUUUUUUUUUUAAGAACAUAGCAGGUUUCGUUGUUGGUGAAUGUGCAAAAUGUAUUUAUGUUUAUAAUUUAUUUAACCCGGAAGCGCCGCUGUCACCGACGUGACAUGAGCAAAAUAGAUUUAGAAAAAAAAGGCCUUCUGGUUAUUUCUUUACACACACUUUUUCUUAGAUCUAUUGUCGUAUUUAAUGAGCAUAAAAGAAAACAACAUCUUGGAAAUAAAAUAGAAUCGCAAGUACGUUUUUAAUUCACAGACUCCAUAUUGGAACAAUGGGCACACCUUUUGCCAGGAUAGAAAAUAAAUAAUGUUGCCAUAAAAAAAAAUGUUCUUGUGAUUUUAUGAACUUAGCUGAGACAAAUACGACAAUAAAUCAAAAGCACUGUGUUGUAAGCUUAAAAGCUUUGAAU